AUGCCUGCGGAUCCGAGUCCUGUUCCUACCUCUUCUCCAACUUCACGCCGCCGUGCCGCAACUGCAAUGCAGCCGUCCACGACCCCAGCCGUCAUCUUUCGACGACCAUCGCAGGGAAUGGGCAACCCCGCCAUCUCUCUCCCUCAGACAAUAUAUGCAGAUAGUUCAAUGUCGGGGAUGGGAGAAAACGGUGGUGCAGGAGUAGUGUCACCUCCACUGCGACAUCCAAAGCCCCUUACGCCAUCCGAUCUCCACUCCUUGGUUGAGCGGGAGCAAGAAGCGAUGGUGAACCGGCUUUCCAGAGAGCUGUCUUUGCUACGCCAGCAAACAGCCUCUGUUGCAUCGACCACCUCGUCCACUUCAACCACGCUCAAUGACUCCUUGGAUGCAUAUCACAGUUCACCGUACUUAAUUAGCUCCGCACAUCCGACGGCCUCGCGGCGACAUCGCUCCUCAUCGAGUCUAAGCUCGUCUUAUGUCCCAGUAGUUCAAGGAUCGAGAACAGGAAAUGGAAGCGCAAUUGCACGAUCUCGAGAGACCAGCUUGUCACUUCCAUCGUCACGUCCAAACGACCUUUCCAGGUCCGCUCGUGCCCCAUCCAUCACAUCGCGGCCGUCGGAUCAAGUCCUGCCAUCCUUGGCUGCAUUGAUACGGCCGCAGCCACAACAAGGCGAAAAUGUGCCAAACAACGCCCCCGGACCCCGUCCGAACGCCCGUCAAAGGUCUUUCUCCCCGCAACAAGUACCAGCUGUUGGCAAUCCGCCUCGCCAGGAAGUACCGGCCCAGCGAGGAGAGUUGGAAGCUAUCAAGCGAGAAAACGAAGCUCUGCGUCGUCGCAUACGGGACCUCGAGCUUGUUGUUAAGAGAUAUCGAGAACGCGAAGUGACCUCUCCAGAACAGGCAACAAAUGACCAUGAGCCCACAUUGAAAUUGGGGAAAGUGUCCAUUUCCUCGAGGGACGACGCGAAGGAUGGUCUUGAUUAG
Molecule: messenger RNA, 984 nt
Organism: Aspergillus thermomutatus
Lineage: Eukaryota; Fungi; Ascomycota; Eurotiomycetes; Eurotiales; Aspergillaceae
Exons: 3
Coding region: 1-984 (327 amino acids)
Source: RefSeq, a predicted model, not a curated record